Messenger RNA from Aureobasidium pullulans EXF-150, 1175 nucleotides. RefSeq lists its product as uncharacterized. The transcript has a single exon. The record is from RefSeq and is a predicted model, not a curated record. Lineage: Eukaryota; Fungi; Ascomycota; Dothideomycetes; Dothideales; Saccotheciaceae. The coding region runs from base 377 to 976 and encodes 199 amino acids.
ACAUCUUGUUCCAGCUAGAGCUGCAGAUCUGUAUAGGAUGAUACGACCAAUUCUCCACUCGAUCAUUCAGACCCAUGACAAGGACCACCAGCAGCCAACGGUGGUUCAAAGCCGACCAGGAUGUCUGCCGUCGCCUCUUGUAGGAGGUUGGAACACAUUCUUGGAAGAUUGAGAGUCGAUUUGCUUACUCUCAAGGACGACGGACGAAAGUCUGGCAAUUUUCCGGACGUGAGAAGUCGCUCUUAGCCGUGCCGGGACCCGAAUCAAAGAUCACUGUACUCUUUCAAGAUACGGCGCAGACAUACGACAACCCCCUUUGAAGUCGCUUCAGAUACCAAAUCAACGACCGUCGUUGGCAGACGAGGCGUCGCAUCAUAUGUGCCCCACGAGGAACCAUGUACCGCCACUAUUACGGAGCCUCGGUGGACGACAUCAGUUACGACUAGGUUCCUGGAAGAUACUGUUGUGCCAAAAUUUGGUGGCACUGGGCCAUGUCCAUAAAUCUUGGUUCUCUGGACGAAGGAACUCGAUAUUGAGCCAUCUGGUGCGGCGGUUGAGGUCGCCAACGACACCUGACGAUAUUGCACAGCGAGAGUACAGCCGGAAGUCGUUCUACAAAUCUGGAGAAAACCAAAGCACGGUAUACUCGACUCAUCUUCGAAGAACGUUCUUGCGAGAUAUUGCAACAAAAUGUGGAGAUACAACGGUAUCACGAGGACAUCGAGUGAUCUGCGUCGCGACGAAGGCGAGCAAGCGACGGUGCUGCGAGAAUUUGCAAGGCGUUGCUACCAUCCUUUUAGCACCGGCGUUGUGCAGUCUACCGUUAUAUACUAUUUUUUGUGUGACCCUUUCGGCGGCAACCUUUCCGUUGUCUGGUCGCCAAGGGGACGCCCUUGGUGUAGUGGUUGGGAAGCUCACAAAAAAAUCUUACGUACAGCAACGCCUCAGUAACACUUGGACCAGACCCAAGUACUAAUGCUGUAUGAAAGAUUUUCUGGUCAACCCAGUUUUUCGCCCAACAGACCUGGUACACAUUCUUGCCUGGUCUUUAUUUUCUAGCUGCCUGUCGAGUGAUCCAUCAUUGCAGAGAUGCGAUAUUAUCUAUUCCUGGGCGCGAUCAUCAUGAUACUGGAGUUCUUGGCCGUGCUUUUUAUUACACCGGAUCUGGCUGGGUA